UCCCAUCGGAACGUGUCCUGGUCGAAUUGUAUCGUGUUUUAAGGAAAUGCUACUGUGUGUUUAAUUAAAAUAUAAUUUUGAAAUGAACGUUUUAAUGUCACGCAGUGGCGACUCCUCGUGGCUGUUGUGACAAUCACGCGACAACGUAGCUCUCCUCGUUUGGCAGGUGAAGCCCCUCUGCUCGCUCGCAGCCAUUGUGUAGCCAAGCGGUUAACGCAUUAGCUGCGAACGCUAUUUUCUUUAUGCGGGCGGAAAACGCACAAGGCGCAGACAUGCCGACUCUGAAGCUGAUCUCUGUGACUGACACGCAGUAUUCAGCCGCCUUGCUUAAGUCAAUGAACGAGCAGCGGAAUAGUGGAUUAUUUUGCGAUGUCACCAUUAUUGUGCAAGACAAGAAGUUCCGCGCUCACAAGACCAUGCUGUCGGCGUCAAGUACAUAUUUCCACCAGCUCUUUGUCGUCGCUGGGCAAGUCAUUGAACUCAACUUCAUCCGAGCGGAGAUCUUUGAGCACAUCCUCAAUUACAUUUACAGCUCCAAGAUCAUACGUAUUCGCUCGGACUUGCUGGAGGAGUUCAUGAGCGCUGGGCAGACGCUCGGGGUGAAGUUUAUCGCGAACCUGGCGACCCCACUAUCUCAAGUCAAAGGUUUGCCUGGUUUGUCCAAGGAUGAAGAUCCCCAAAACCAAACAUCAGAGAUGAAUAUGCCAAUCAUCUCUGAGUCCUACUCCAUAUCUGCGGAGGAGUUCAAGCAGUCGAGCAACAUGACUGAUAAGGACAGGGACUCGGAUGAUGACGUCAUGUUCGUCUCGGAGACUGAUGCCAGAUCGCAAGCUGCCAGUCAGAAAGCUUCAGAUGAGGUCAUUUAUGUGGACACACUAGACUCAGAUAAGGUUGAAAAGGCGCAAAGCGAAGAAUCCGCAAAUUCAGAAUUGAAAGAUGCACCCGCAGGAACGCAGGAUCUAAAGCUUCCCGACAGAAGCCCUCUGCCCAGUCCGGACAGCAGCUCCAAUAAUGUCAAUUCCCCAGCCAGAGUGUCUUCCAGAAGCACUCCCACCACGCCGGCAAGGACCACUAGCUUCACCCCCGAGCUGCCCAGUGCCUCUCAAUCGUCUGGAAACAGCAACAUAAUGGAAAACACAGACAUAUUGGGAGUCCACAAAAAGCAAAUAUCCACUUCACCCCAGCAAGGAGAUUUCAAAAUUAGGCUGUUGGACAUCUCAGAAAGCCCCUCCAGUCAAAGAAAUCAAGUCAAACCCACGAUAGCAACAAAAAAGACGGUCACACUCAAUGCAGCCACAGAAAUUGAUUCAAUUUCCCCAGAUUGUAAAGUUUAUGCCAACAUUGGGGAGGACACUUACGACAUUGUACCAGUGAAGGAGGAUCCGGGAGAGGGCGGCUCCAAAACCAACAAAGGGAAGCGAGCCAUACCGGAAAUUCCUGAGAAUCUGAAGACCUCUCCAAACAAGAAAAAGUCUAAAUCAGACUCUGAGGACCACUACGAGCUGAUCAUGGAUGGCAAGACUUUCUACGUGUGCACCGUGUGUAAGCGUCCUUAUGUGUGUCGGACCAGCCUCCGCCGCCACUUCAACACACACUCAUGGGAAAGGAAGUACCCGUGCCACUACUGUGACAAAGUCUUCGCCCUGGCUGAGUACAGGACUAAACAUGAAAUCCAGCACACGGGGGAGAGGCGCUACCAGUGCCUGAUGUGCCACGGCACCUUCCUUAACUACCAGCUGCUCUCUAACCACUGCAAGCAAGUCCAUAAUGUGGACCCCAGCGGGAAGAAGGCAAAAGACAGGGAAGACAACAUUUACCGCCUGCUGCCCUGCAAGUCGAUGCAGAUGAAGCCAUACUCGUGGAGCCCGGAGGGGUCUGCGGUGCCGUUCUUCGGCGGGGACGGUGGCAUGCACCACAUGGCCCCUGGCCAGGAGGGUGUCCACCCACCUGCUCAGAGCCAUGUAUUGAACUGGGAUGACAUUUUCGAGCCAGACGAGCAAAUGUUGAUGGGCCGACCCGUGGCGCCGAUUAAUGUUAGUCCCCCUGAGGGCAAGUCGGACUUCAAUUUUAACAUUCCAGAGACAUACUGAACCACGACGGACCGCGCAAUCACUCGUGCCUUUUUGGAGGCCCCCCCUUGGACUUCCACUCCUCCUCUGUGGAUCUUUGUUUUUUCUACAGUAGUCUGGAUGAGUGAAUGUUCACACACACAUGACUGCACCCCUUUUCAUUUUAAUCUGUGUCCACAACAACCCUGAUCACCUGCAUUUCUAACUAGACUGGCCAUUUCACAGUUAAUAACCAGACGUGAACUUACUUUGGUUCUCCUGACACUGUUGAUCUUUGUUGCCCGAGUAUUGACUUUUAGGCCUUGUUUCCUAGAACAGUGUUUCUCAACUCGUAGUAAGCAAAGGCACAUACUUUACAUUAGAAAAAUGCCUAAGCACACCACCGAACAAAAAUGUCAGUAAAACUAUAUACUGAGAAAAAUAACCUAAUCUCACUUUACUCAAAAGUAUACGUUUUGUGAAAUCUGGCCCUGUUUAGUUGAACACAAAACUAAUAUUCUGUUGUAUAAAUGGGCAACAGGUGGAUAGAUAUGUUAUUUCUACCUUCUGCUACAGUGGGGCAAAAUAUUUAGUCAGCCACCAAUUGUGCAAUUUCUCCCACUUAAAAAGAUGAAAGGGCUGUAAUUUUCAUCUUAGGUACACCUCACCUAUGAGAGACAAAAUGAGAAAAAUCACAUUGAUUUAAAAUAAUUUAUUAGCAAAUGAUGGAAAAUAAGUAUUUGGUCAAUAACAAAAGUUCAUCUCAAUACUUUGUUAUAUACCCUUUGUUGGCAAUGGUCAACAAGUCUGUAAGUCUUCACAAGGUUUUCACACACUGUUGCUGGUAUUUUCGCCCAUUCCUCCAUGCAGUGAUGUUUUGGGGCUGUCACUGGGCAACUUUCAACUCCCUCCAAAGAUUUUCUAUGGUGUUGAGAUCUGGAGACUGGCUCGGCCACUCCAGGAAAUGCUUCUUACGAAGCCACUCCUUUGUUGCCCGGUGGUGUGUUUGGGAUCAUUGUCAUGCUGAAAGACCAAGCCACAUUUCAUCUUCAAUGCCCUUGCUGAUGGAAGGAGGUUUUCACUCAAAAUCUCUGCCGGUCAUUCAGGAGGUCCCCCCCGUGUGGUUCUGGGAUUUUUGCUCAACGUUCUUGUGAUCAUUUUGACCCCACGGGGUGAGAUCUUGCGUGGAGCCCCACAUUGAGGGAGAUUAUCAGUUGUCUUGUACAGUGGGUACGGAAAGUAUUCAGACCCCCUUAAAGCUUUCACUCUUUAUUAUAUUGCAGCCAUUUGCUACAAUUAAGUACUUUUUUCAUCAUUAAUGUAAACACAGCACCCCAUAUUGACAGAAAAAAAAAGUGAAAUUUUUGCAGAUUUAUUAAAAAAGAAACUGAAAUAUCUCAGCCAUAAAUAUUCAGACCCUUUGCUCAGUAUUUAGUAGAAGAACCCUUUUGAGCUAAUACAGCCAGGAGUCUUUCUGGGAAUGAUGCAACAAGUUUUUAACACCUGGAUUUGCGGAUCCUCUGCUAUUCCUCCUUGCAGAUCCUCUCCAGUUCUGUCCGGUUGGAUUGUGAACGUUGAUGGACAGCCAUUUUCAAGUGUCUCCAGAGAUGCUCAAUUGGGUUUAAAUCAGGUCUCUGGCUGGGCCAUUCAAGAACAAUCGCGAGUUGUUCUGAAGCCACUCUGUUAUUUUAGCUGUGUGCUCAGGGCCAUUGUCUUGUUGGAAGGUGAACCUUGGGCCCAGUCUGAGGUCCUGAGCACUCUGGAGAAGGUUUUUGUCCAAGAUAUCCUUGUACUUGGCCGUAUUCAUUUCCCCUUCGAUUGAAACCAGACUCCCUGUCCCUGAAAAACACCCCAACACAGCAUGAUGCUGCCACCACCAUGUUUCACUGUUGGGACUUUGGGACUGUAUUGGACAGGUGAUGAGCAGUGCCUGGUUUUCUCCACACAUGCCACUUAGAAUCAAGGCCAACAAUUUCUAUCUUGGUCUCAUCAGACCAGAGAAUCUUAUUUCUCAUCAUCUUGGAGUUCUUCAGGUGUUUCUUAGCGGGCUUUCAUGUGGCUUGCACUGAGGAAAGGUUUCAGUCAGGCCACUCUGCCAUAAAGCCCUACCGUGAUGAUUGACUUUCUAGAAUGUUCUUCCAUCUCACGACUGAAUCGCUGGAGCUCAGCCACAGUGAUCAUCUUCUAUUUAAGGAUUAUGGAGGCCGCUGUGCUCUUAGGAACCUUAAGUGCAGCAGAAUUUUUUUUGUAACCUUGGCCAGAUCUGUGCCUUGCCAAAAUUCUGUCUCGGAGCUCUUCAGGCAGUUCCUUUGACCUCAUAAUUCUCAUUUGCGCUGACAUGCACUGUGAAUUGUAAGGUCAUAUAUCGACAGGUGUGUGGCUUUCCUCAUCAAUUCCAAUCAGUAUAAUCAAACACAGCUAGACUCCAAUGAAGGUGUAGAACCAUCUUAAGGAUGAUCAGAAGAAAUGGACAGCACCAGAGUUAAAUAUAGGAGUGUCACAGCAAAGGGUUUGAAUACUUAUGGCUGUGUGAUAUUUCAGUUUUUCUUUUUUAAUAAACCAAUGUCAACAAUUGUUUUUUUCUGUCAAUAUGGAGUGAUGUGUGUACAUUAAUGAGGGAAACAAAUUAAAUUAUUUUAGCAAAUGGCUGCAAUAUAACAGAGUGAAAAAUUUAAGGGGGUCUGGAUACUUUCCGUAGCCACUGUAUAUCUUCCAUUUUCUAAUAAUUGCUCCCACAGUUGAUUUUUUUCACACCAAGCUGCUUACCCAUUGCAGAUUCAGUCCUCCCAGCCUUGUGCAGGUCUACAAUUUUGUUUCUGGUGUCCUUUGACAGCUCUUUGGUCUUGGCCAUAGUGGAGUUUGGAGUGGGACUGUUUGAGGUUGUGGACAGGUGUCUUUUAUACUGAUAACGAGUUCAAACAGGUGCCAUUAACACCGGUAACGAGUGGAGGACAGACGAGUAUCUUUAAGAAGUUACAGGUCUGUAAGAGCCAGAAAUCUUGCUUGUUUGUAGGUGACCAAAUACUUAUUUUCCACCAUAAUUUUCUAAUACAUUCUUUUAAAAUUAGACAAUGUGAAUUUUUGUCCUCAUUUUGUCUCUCAUAGGUGAGGUAUACCUAUGAUGAAAAUUACAGGCUCCUCUCAUCUUUUUAAGUGGGAGAACUUGCACAAUUGGUGGCUGACUAAAUAGUUUUUUGCCCCACUGUAUCUAGUGGACGGCGGCACAGUGGAAGACUGGUUAGCACAUCUGCCUCACAGUUCUGAGGACCGGGGUUCAAAUCCCGGCCCAGCCUGUGUGGCGUUUGCAUGUUCUCCCCGUGCCUGCAUUGGUUUUCUCCGGGUACUCCGGUUUCCUCCCACAUCCCAAAAACAUGCAUGGUAGGUUAAUUGGAGACUCUAAAUUGCCCAUAGGUGUGAAAGUGAGCGUGAAUGGUUGUUUGUUUGUAUGUGCCCUGCGAUUGGCUGGCGACCAGUUCAGAUAGGUGGGAUAGGCUCCAGCCCGCACGCGACCCUAGUGAGAAUAAGCGGUUCAGAAAAUGGAUGGAUGGAUGUAUCUAGUGGAAGAGAAUUGUUCCGUCACUAUACAUCGCUGACAUAGAUGAACAUAACACCAUCCAUCCAUGCAUUUUCUACACCGCUUCUCCUCACUAGGGUCGCGGGCGUGCUGGAGCCUAUCCCAGUUAACUGCGGGCAAGAGGGAGGGUACACCCUGAACUCGUCGCCAGCCAAUCACUGGGUACAUAUGAACAAACAACCAUUCACACUCACAUUCACACCUACAGGCAAUUUAGAGUCUUCAAUCAAUCUACCGUGCGUGUUUUUGGGCUGAGGGAGGAAACCGGACUACCCGGCGAAAACCUAGGCAGGCGGGUAGAACAUGCAAACUCCACACAGGCGAGGCCAGAUUUGAACCUGGACUGCAGAACUGUGAGGCAGAUGUGCUAACCAGUCAACCACCGUGCUGCCACACACACACACACACACAUAUAUAUAUAUAUAUAUAUAUAUAUAUAUACACACACACACACACACACACACACACACACACACACUUGUAGUGAAUAGUUUUCUGGCCAAUUAAGUGAAAUUGGAUCGUUUCCCACGCUUCCCAAUACUGAUAUUUCAUGACACUGGUUCGAUAAAACAGUACUAAAUAAAGCAUGUCAAACCAUAGAUGAUGGGCUAGCUUGAGAAGAAUUUUAACUACAUUAGGAUUUCUUUGUGAUUAAAAAACAUUGUGGAAGUUUCAACAGACUAAUAUUACUGCUCUGAUCACUCCACAUUCCCUGAUUGACAUUCUUUGCACAAAAUAGUAUUAUCUGAAAGAUGUAUAUUUUAUUACAAUUAGCAAGCCCACACAGGUAUCACUUAAAGGUAUUACUUGAAGGUAAUGAGUAGGUAAUUAAAGUUGAAUUUGGCGGUUUAACUCUUUAUUAUUCUUGUUUUUCAAGGCCAAAAUGUGCGUGUUACAUUUUACGUUUAGAACAGUCAACACUUAGAUUAUUGAUGGAAUGUUAGCACUUAGUAUUUUAUUAUUGGGAGGGCUUCUUUUGUUGCUCUUAGUUUGGACUCUUUCAUUGACUUUUCACUGUGAGUGUCGUGGUGAGAAAACAGGUAGCGCUGGUAGGGACGUUCUACGUCUUGUCAAUGACAAUGAACAGAUUAACAUUGGUUGUAUGAGAGAUGUACAGUAUAAGUUUGUGUGUAACGUUCUUAUUUGUAGCGCCACACUUGCUUUUCUUAUAUUAAUUGUUGGUGCUGUAUUAAAAAUGUUCCUUUUUAUGAAUGGAAGUCUGAUGACAAUAAAUUAUUACUUUAC
Messenger RNA from Phyllopteryx taeniolatus (common seadragon), 6867 nucleotides. RefSeq names its product zinc finger and BTB domain containing 33 (gene zbtb33). Lineage: Eukaryota; Metazoa; Chordata; Actinopteri; Syngnathiformes; Syngnathidae. Gene Ontology annotation, biological process: regulation of transcription by RNA polymerase II. Gene Ontology annotation, molecular function: RNA polymerase II cis-regulatory region sequence-specific DNA binding; DNA-binding transcription factor activity, RNA polymerase II-specific; protein binding. The record is from RefSeq and is a predicted model, not a curated record. The coding region runs from base 243 to 2090 and encodes 615 amino acids. The transcript is spliced from 2 exons.